AUGCAGGACAGGCCGACCCGAAGUAAAACUGGAAAGCCGCAGACUCCGCAGCAUAGGCCCCCUAACUCCUACACGAAUGCCAUAGCCAAGGAGGGAGACACACUUCUCUCGAUGCUGCGCGGCCCACAGCGCACGCAGAGCGUGGCCGCCGGCUACGCGGUCGCUCCGGAUGCCAACCCAGCUCUGCACCGGGGUCUUCCACCUCCCCUACUUCAGGAGCUGAGGCUGCGGGGAGUGCCAGAGGCUUCUGCUGCUGCUUCUUCGUCGGCGCAAGAGGCCAAAGAGGCAGCCAAUGCGUCGGAUGCUAGCAAGCCGACUGAAAAGGCGCCGGAGCAGGAGGGUGUCAACACCGAAUCGGAUGAGGGCAAAGAGGAGAAGGAGGCGAAGGACACGGAGGAGCAAGCGGUGAGCCGAGCCGUGGAAGUGGAUCAGGAUCAGGAAGGAGACUUAGUAGCUGAGUGA
Molecule: messenger RNA, 462 nt
Organism: Symbiodinium natans
Lineage: Eukaryota; Dinophyceae; Suessiales; Symbiodiniaceae
Source: the annotation of a GenBank genome assembly